UAAAUUAAAAAGAAUAUAAAUAUAUAUGUAUAUACAAAUAGGGCAAUCCCAAUUGGUAUUCUAGUAAGGCUGCACCAAAAAGCAAAUCGAAAAUAGGAACAAAAAUACUACUAUUGUAUCAAAAACUGCUGAUAGCUACAAUAGCGGCCCCACAAAUACGACCUUGCACUUAUAGAAAGAGAAAACAAAGCACAAAAAGUUUAUUGUGUUUCGUACUUCGUCCACUACACUAGUAUUCUACGUCGUUGCAGUGAAAAUUUUCACUUUCUUCAAGUGCUUGAAAAAUAAAGCAGAAUUAGUUGGAAAUGUACUAUUAGGUUUGACGAAAUUUAAAACGAAUGAAUAAAGUUUGGUUGUAUUGUUUUAUAUUACAAGAAUUUAUUUGGUGAAAAAUAUAAAGUGUAGAAGAAAAAAAACAAUGGGGAAAAUUUUCGGAUUUUCGUGAACCACAUACGCUAUAAUCGGAAGACAUUCUUCUCGUUUUUGCUAAUGGUAUUUGCACAAUACGCAUAUUUAAUAAAGUAGUUGUCGGUUAAUAAAUAUGAGUGUAACUGAAAUAGUAUAAUAUGCAGAAAUAAAUAUGUAUAAAUAGAAAGAGAGCAACUCAGUAGUAUAUAAAGGCGCCAAAAGCUCAAAUAAAACUCGGCACAAAAUAAACAUAACAAAAAUAAACAAAAAAUUGAGAAGUAUAUGAGAGGUAAAAUGGCAAAUCAACAUAAAAAUAUAAAUGAACAGUGAUUAAGUUAUAAUUUCGCCAACUGAUGUAUAGUUUUUAAUUUUUGUGAACAUAACAAGCCAACUCUGUAUUAAAUUUGGAAAGUCAAAAGUGUGCUUGUCGAUUACUUAGGUUGAAACUGUGUAAUUGUUACGAAUGAUGUGAUGUAAACAGUAAACAAAUAGAAAAAUACUACAAAAACAUAAAAAGAGGGCGCCAAACAAAAAGAAAGAAAUAUAUAACAUAAUCAGAAAAUACCAUGGAAGUAGAAAACCGGCCUAUCGAGCCGACGAAAAGUGGCUGUGAUUCAGAUGCGGCAAAUAUAUCUCCAACAUCAUCUAAAUCAGCCGAUUUGUCACAGCUUAAAAAAACCGAAAACUGUAAUGAUACUCAAAAUCAUAAAUCCAAAAUUGUCGACGUCAGAGAUACAAACGAAGAAGGAAAUAUACAACGCCAAGUAGAUAAUAAAGUAGUUACAAGUGCUACAGAUAAGAAUAAAGAGGAAAUAAACGAUGACACAAGUCAAGAAGAAACCUUAUCUGCAGCUAUUAAUUCUAAGGCCAACAUUGAUAAAAACACUGAAGACGAUAACAAGGCUGGCGUGUUGCAAGAAACAAUCGAAGAUGCUGAUCACGCUAACAUUACUGAAGAAAAAUUGAAUACCGCAGAAAGCUCCAAUGAUAUCAAUGCACAGGAGGAAUCACAGGAUGUUGUCGAAGACGAAGACAGUCAAAAGGAAUAUGCAUCCACUGCAGAUGAUGACAACAGUCUUUCGCAUUCAACACAAUCCCAAACACCACCACCAAAGGAUCAGACUACAACUAACACAACAAAUACAUCUAUUGCUACGGCAAUGGGAGUGGCAGCAUCUGUGGCUGUCGCUGCUGCCGGCUUAAGUACCACCAUUCCAGAUACAAUUCUCUCACCACCCAAAUCUGAAACGCAAACAGAUGAUGCUAAUACAGCCACGUCUUCUUCACCAGCAUCCGAUUCUCAACUUUCGCCUAUAACCGAUGCUUUAGCGGUAACAGGUAGCGCAGCGCUUACACCAACCACACCGCCUGAAGAAUCUGAUUUACCCUCUACUGCUUCUGCUUCAGCAGCUAAUGCUUCAGGUGCCGCCGCUAAUUCUAGUGGGUCAAAACCAUCAAACUCAACAGGCAAAAGAAGUGCGACGGUUGCUGCCGAUGGUGCUGUGGGUGGAAAACGAGUCGUACAACCCAUUAAUUUGAUUGCAAAUGGUACUAUACCAAAAUCCAGUGGGAAACCGCAAAUGUCAGCUAUGAAUAAAAAGUUGAAAGAGAAGGUAACGCGCACACCAAAACAACGGAAACAAAAAUCUACUUUGCCCAUUUAUGAAAGCGAGAUAAGCAACAACAAAACAGGCAUUAAACUGUGCAUAAAAAAGUCGGAUUCAACGGGCAAUUUGGCAGCUACCACAGGCGCAUUAACACCGCCUCUUACUGUAAAAUCCAUAGAGAGUACAGCAACUACACCAUCUAAGCAAACGCGCAAACGAUCACGGAAAGCUAAAUCAAAGGCGCGUGUUGAUAGUGAUGAAAGUGAACAAGAGGUAAUGCCUACUAAACGCGGCAAGAACAGAGGCGGUAAUGGGGAACGGCAGAAGAAAGUCUCUUUUAGCGGUAUCGAAGAACAAGGAGAAAAACACCGUGCCUCCAUUGAACAAGGCGACUGGGGUGCACGUAUACCACAAGAAUUACUAUACAAGAUUUUUCAAAGUCUAACAGAACGUGAAGGUUGCUUCCCAAUAAUCUGUCGUCUCGCGCGUGUCUGUACACUGUGGCGCAAUGUGGCGUUAACGCCAACAUUGUGGAAAAAUAUGGAUCUGGCUUCAUAUAUAAAGGAUAAAUUUCGUACCGAGUUAAAGUUGAAAUGGUUCAUUGACAAUCGUUGUAGUGAAUGUACAGAGUUGAAUGUUGCUAAUUGGAAAAUGACAGAUAUAAAUUGCUUUUUGGAAAAGCUAUCAGCUAAUUGUCAGUCCUUAGUUAGCAUCAAUUUAGCGGGCUGGAAAGGUUUCACGUCCGAUCAUUUAGCAUAUUUAACGGAAAAUAUGAAAAGAUUAGAACGAAUCGAUUUAAGCUCAGUUAAUGUGGAAAUGAAUGCAAGCAAGAGCGCUGUUGGUCCGCAAUCUUUGUGCAAUGCAUUACAAACAAUGGGUGAUCGCUUAACACAUUUGUAUUUGGCACAUAAUCGGCUGGCUGGAAUACCCCAGAUAGUGGCGACCUUAGCUACCCACUGUUCAAAUUUGGUGAAUUUAGAUCUCUCCAAUGUAACAACCCAAGCAACAUCACAUGGCAUCUUUCAUAUUGAGAAGCUUCAACAUGGUUGCCCCAAAUUAAAAGUGCUACGCGUAACCAAUUCACAUAUAACAUGGAGCAAUGCAACUUUACAGGAAACGAUGGAUUCACCCGGUUUUCCUGAGCUUGAGGAACUGUCGGUGGCAGCCCUAACUGAUGAGUGUCGCGUUAUCGGUGAUGAUCAUUUGCAACGCAUAUUGAAAACCAGCUCUAAGCUGAAACUUUUAGAUGUGCGCGGCUGCGCACGACUCACGCAUGAAAGUCUCAUACGUCUGCCAGCGUGGGACAUAAAACAUUUAUUUUUGUCCUUUUGCUCAGUGACGCGUGAUGUUGGAUCUGGCCUUGAGCUAAUUGCCUCUAAAUGGGCACAUAGUCUAAUUGAGUUAGACUUGGCCUGGGCGAAUGUACAACAGCCGCUUGAUAAUGCAUUACGCGCAUUGGCGGAAAAGGGUAGUGAAUCGCCGUUAGCACAUUUGAAUCUCUGUGGUUCAUCGGUUUCAGAUGAGGCAGUCAAGGAAAUACUUGCAAAUUGUGCGCACAUGAGCUCAAUAAAUCUCUCAUCGUGUCGUGGGCUGCCGCGCGGCGUUAAACGUCUCAUGCAAGGUCAACAGGAAUUACAAGAGUUACGUGAAGUGCUCAAAGUGCAAAUGAAAGUCAAAUUGCCCGCUCAAAUAAAACAAGAACAGGAUGAGGAGGAGCGACGGAAACGUGAGGCGCAAUGCGGCACAUCUGCUGAUGCAGAUAGUGGCGGUGGCGGUGGCGGUGGCGGUGGCGGUGGUGGUAAUAUUUAAUCCGAUUAAUAUUAAGACAUCACAGCAUAAAAUUUAUUUUUAAAGUAAAAAAAUAAAAAAUUGAAAUGAUAUGUCCAUACAUGUGAAAAUAAACACGUAACACGUAAAAUUCAAAUUAUUUACAUACAUAUAAACACAAAGUAUGUAUAUAAAUUUGUAGCUUAAAUUUGAAAUAUGAGCGUAAAAGAAAAGUUUUAAUUAAUAUUAGCUUUAAAUUUUAUUAUUAUCACCUUGUUUCUGUACUUUGAGCAGCACACACUACAUAUUGAGAGAAGAUUGAAAAGAAACAACAAAAACAAAAGCGGACUAAUCGGUUUGAGUUGCGGUUUAAAAGAAAAAUUUGAAAAUGUUUCUGCUGCUGGUAGCAGAAAGUCAUUUAUUAAAUUUAUGCAUUUUAGCAUUAAUACUUUGCAUAUUAUAUGUAUUUUUCUUCUUGUUUACAAGAGUUUUGAUUGUGCAUCACACUGGUAGCUUCCAAAUUAAUCACAAAUCUGCGUCACUAUUAAGUCAUUCGGCAUAAAUUUACUUCUUAAAUCUCUAUACAAUAUUUAAAAAAUAAAUUUGUGUAUUUAUAAUAUUAAGUGAGACUUUAAGUCAAACAGAAAUUUGCUUGAAAGCCUUUUCAUUGAAAAUUUCAUUUUAUUCAAAUAGUUAUGCAAUAUUUUAAUUUAUAUAUAUUUAUAUAUACACUAUACAAACAUUGCAAUACACUCAUUGAGACGCUGGUAUCCCCGCUAGUGGCAAUUAAUUUAGUUUUAAUUUUGACAACAGUUUGGAAAGAAACCUAUAAAAAUUUGUGUUUUGUGCAAAUUAGUGAUGUAGGAUUUUUCAGUGAAUCUUGUAAAGCAGGUAAUACUAAUGUUAAGCUUUGGUAAGACGUGUUGAAAAAUAUUUUCAAAUGAAAUUUAAACUUAACAAGAACAUAUACGUUGUAAAAGUAAAACAAUUUAAAUUGUACAAUAUCAAAAAA
Ceratitis capitata (Mediterranean fruit fly) is the source of this 4794-nucleotide messenger RNA. RefSeq lists its product as uncharacterized. Gene Ontology annotation, molecular function: protein binding. The transcript is spliced from 10 exons. Gene Ontology annotation, biological process: SCF-dependent proteasomal ubiquitin-dependent protein catabolic process. The coding region runs from base 975 to 3824 and encodes 949 amino acids. Gene Ontology annotation, cellular component: SCF ubiquitin ligase complex. The record is from RefSeq and is a predicted model, not a curated record. NCBI's taxonomy places the organism in Eukaryota, Metazoa, Arthropoda, Insecta, Diptera, Tephritidae.